Messenger RNA from Triticum aestivum (bread wheat), 1341 nucleotides. RefSeq names its product protein MAIN-LIKE 2-like. NCBI's taxonomy places the organism in Eukaryota, Viridiplantae, Streptophyta, Magnoliopsida, Poales, Poaceae. Bases 584 to 1198 code for a protein of 204 amino acids. The record is from RefSeq and is a predicted model, not a curated record. Gene Ontology annotation, biological process: meristem development; meristem maintenance. The transcript has 3 exons.
AGAAAUUUUGCACAUGUAUGUAUGUUUUUGCACUAGUGCGGAUAUUUGCAAAUGAAAACGGGGCUUACCAUAUACAUUUGUAAUUUGCAGGAUGGGUUCUUUUAUCCAUCCAUCGUAUGAUCAAUUGCAUCGUGGACGGUUCAUGGCAGAUGAAGGAAGGGUUUUUGACCAGCUUCACCUGAGGUCCGGUUCGGUUCAUGACAAGAUGGAGUAUGACGAGCGAUACACGGAGUAUAUUCGGAAGAUGGGGCUUCUCCCUUUCAUCUCACUCGUGUCUCGUUCGAUGCGGAAGAUGAACCCGUGUGCGAUCACAUCACUCGUUGACCGAUGGCGCCCUGAGACACAUACUUUUCACUUCUAUGCUGGGGAGAUGACGGUCACUUUGCAGGAUGUUUCUCUGAUCACUGGACUUCCCAUCAAAGGAGAGCCUAUUUGUUUUAGCACAUAUUCUAACGGAUGGCGUGAGAUUAUGGUUGGACUCAUAGGGAGGGAGCCAGGGGUACAAGGGAAGUCCGCCGGUGCAAGUUAUCAUUGGAUUGCUGAACACUUUGGGUAAUGCCCGGCUGGUGCGGACGAUGAAACAAUGCAGCAGUAUACCAGGGCAUACUUGUGGUAUGUAGUCAGUCGGGCUCUUUUCUCUGACGGCACUGGUGUGAACGCUUCCUUUAUGUGGCUUAAGCUGUUUGCUGGGUGGGAGCAUGGACUCAGUUGGGGUAUGGCGGCGUUGGCUUAUUUGUAUUGUCAGCUGGACGAGGCGUGCCGUAGGGGUGCGAAUCCAAGAAACGUCGUAGAGUCAAAGGAAGGCAACAUCGGUGGUCCGAUGCUUCUAUUAUCGAUCUGGAGUUGGGAGCAUUUGCCAGUGGGGCGGCCGACACCAAAGGGUUACGACCCGUGGGAUGAUCAUGAUGACCAGGACCGUAUGCCUACAUGGGCGUAUAAGUGGGACAAGGUUGAAGGUUUUGUUGGCAAUUCAAAGACCAUGUAUUUGCACUACUGCAACGAGCUUGACAUCAUGACCCCGGAGCAGGUUACGCGGGAACCGUACGGAACGGAGGGCAAUAUUGGUAGGGGAGAUGGUUUUAUUACUUUCAGACUUAACCCAAAGUGUCUACAGGAGGUGCCGCAGCUGCAGAGGAGAAGGCGUUUAGUGAAGGGGAAGGAUGUUGCACCGGCUAAGAGGGGGAAAGGAAGGAAAUGAUGAAGGGGAAGGACUUGUAGUAUUUGUCCAAAACUUGAUGUCGUGAACUUAUGUUUGUCGAGGACUUGUAGUAUUUGUCCAAAAGUUGAUGUUGUGAACUUAUGGUUUGUCGAGGACUUGUAGUAUUUGUCCAAAACUUGAUG